UCGGGCUGCAGUCCCCAUGGCUCCCGCACGUUCGCCUGCCCUCCUCCCUCUGUGUCUGUGCCUGCUGCUGGCAUCCGGCUUUGCCCAGGCAGGCAGGCUGCUGGUGGUGCCCAUGGACGGGAGCCACUGGUUCACCAUGCGCUCGGUGGUGGAGAAACUCGUCCAGAGAGGACACGAGGUGGUCGCAGUCAUGCCGGAGGUGAGUUGGCAGCUGGGACAGUCACUGAACUUCACAGUAAAGCGCUAUGCAACUGUUUAUAAUAUGGAGGAGCUGGACCAGACGUUAAAGGUUUUCACCGAUGCUGCAUGGGACAGCAGGGAAGAAAAUUUAUUUCAUUCAUGGGUUUCUAUGAAGAAAGGUUUUGACAUGUUGUUUUUACACUGUAGAAGUUUGUUUAACAACAAGGCCUUAGUCGAAUACUUAAAGGAACAUCAUUUUGAUGCACUGUUCCUGGAUCCUACAGAUAUAUGUGGCUUAAUUAUUGCCAAGUACUUUUCACUCCCCUCUGUGAUCCUCACCAGGGGACUACAGUGCCAUAACAUUGAGGAUGGUACACAGUGCCCUGCUCCUCCGUCUUACGUUCCCAGAAUGCUCUCACAGUUUUCGGAUGCCAUGGAUUUCAAAGAGAGAGUGCAGAACCAUAUUGCCCGUUUUGUGGAGCAUUUAAUUUGCCCUUAUUUUCUCAACAAAGCCCUAGAAAUUGCCUCUGAAAUUCUCCAAACACCUGUCACAGCAUAUGACCUCUUCAGCCACACAUCGGUUUGGUUGUUACGCACGGACUUUGUUUUCGACUAUCCCAGGCCUGUGAUGCCCAACAUGGUCUUCGUUGGUGGGAUCAACUGUUAUGAGCGAAAGACCCUGUCUGAGGUACGUUCCCUCUCCUGUGGUACAUGA
This is a messenger RNA of Chinchilla lanigera (long-tailed chinchilla), 895 nucleotides long. RefSeq names its product UDP-glucuronosyltransferase 1-8-like. Lineage: Eukaryota; Metazoa; Chordata; Mammalia; Rodentia; Chinchillidae. The transcript has a single exon. The record is from RefSeq and is a predicted model, not a curated record. Gene Ontology annotation, molecular function: UDP-glycosyltransferase activity. Bases 17 to 895 code for a protein of 292 amino acids.